AUGGCCGAUCCUGGGAACAGAAGAGGGAUCUACCGCCCCUUGACCCUUAUCUGCUCCCUGCUCAUUGUGGGAAUGUGCUGUGUGUCUCCUUUCUUCUGCCAUAGCCAGACAGACCUGCUGGCUCUUAACCAAGCUGAUCCUCAGUGCUGGGAAUCUUCUUCAGUGCUCCUCCUGGAAAUGCGGAAGCCUCGAAUUUCUAACACUGUUUCAGGUUUCUGGGAUUUUAUGAUCUACCUGAAGUCAUCUGAGAACUUGAAGCAUGGGGCACUGUUUUGGGAUCUGGCCCAACUCUUCUGGGACAUCUAUGUGGACUGUGUCCUCUCCAGGAACCAUGGCUUAGGAAGGAGGCAAUUGACUGGGAAGGAAGAGAAGAUUUCAGCAAUGCAUCCACAGCACACAGGAAGAAAACAAGGUGCAUAUUCUCAGCAACUAAGAACACCUUUCCUAAAGAAGAAAGAGUUGAUUGAAGGUUUGAUGGGCAUGCACUUGCACAGGAGUGGGUCUAAGUUCAUCGGAAAAGUCGCCAGUGGCCUGGAAAUAAAAAGAAAAUAA
Neomonachus schauinslandi (Hawaiian monk seal) is the source of this 552-nucleotide messenger RNA. It is a transcript of the gene FAM237A, whose product is annotated as family with sequence similarity 237 member A. Bases 1 to 552 code for a protein of 183 amino acids. NCBI's taxonomy places the organism in Eukaryota, Metazoa, Chordata, Mammalia, Carnivora, Phocidae. The record is from RefSeq and is a predicted model, not a curated record. The transcript is spliced from 2 exons.